Molecule: messenger RNA, 3971 nt
Organism: Sinocyclocheilus rhinocerous
Lineage: Eukaryota; Metazoa; Chordata; Actinopteri; Cypriniformes; Cyprinidae
Exons: 23
Coding region: 33-3935 (1300 amino acids)
Cellular component (GO): cytoplasm
Source: RefSeq, a predicted model, not a curated record
UCUUGUUCAUCAUUGAUGGUUUUGAUGAACUCAUGCUUUCUGGAACCAAAGAGUCGCUGCCUCCAAAACCAGACAUCAAAUCCCAUUCACAGGCCAUUGUUUGCUCUCUUCUGAAAGGACGUAUGAUGAGAGAGUCCUUCCUGCUGGUUACUACGAGAUCCACCGCUGUAGACAAACUGGAGAACGUUCUGAAAAAGCCACAGUGCUUUGUGGAGAUCAUGGGAUUUUCCGAGAAAGGAGUGAGUGAAUACUUCCGAAAGUUCUUUGAGGACGAAGAGUUUUCAAGUCAAGUGUACGAGCAGGUGAAGAUACACGAGAUGCUCUACACGGCUUGCUUCAUCCCUGUCAUCUGCUGGAUUAUCUGCACAAUUUUCAAGAGAAAAGGGAAGGAUGGUGUUGUAACUAGCGAAUUGACGACAACCACGUCCAUAUUUGUUGAUUUUGUGCUCACACUCUUGAAACAUCACAGUAGUUUGAAUCAGCAUGACGAGCUCAACCUCCUCAAGGACCUGGGUCAGCUAGCAGAGAGUGGAACACCAAAACGCCAAGUCCUUUUUUCCAGAAACAAUCUUCCAAAGGCAAUCUCAGAUUUACCAAAUAUUCCCUUCCUGUGCACAUUUCACCAGCAAGAGAGAACUUAUCUGAAGGAGAUGUUUGGGUUCUUGCACCUCAGCUUUCAGGAGUUCUUCACCGCUCUCUUCUACAUGUUAACUGACAAGGCAGAGGCGAAAAUAAAAGUCAAGCAGCUACUAGAAUCAGCAGGCAAUGGGAGGCGCAAUGAGCAUCUCUUACCUGUAAUCCGGUUCCUUUUUGGUCUCUCGAACAAGAAAGUGAGCCGUUUAAUCCCAGGAGAACAUCCAAAGUCGACAUCUACCGUUAUUCGCGCACUGCUGGAGAAAUGGAUCAGCAAAGUUAUAGAGAAGAACAUCAUGGAUACAUUUUACAUGAGUGAUUUCAUUCUCCAUUGUCUGUAUGAGCUUCAAGAUAGGGAAAUACUGAAGAACGUCAUGAAGCUGUGGGAACGCUCAGGUAUUAACAUCCACUGGUCUUUGAAGGGGGUCGAUUGUCAGGUUGUGAUGUACUGUCUCCAGUAUUCCUCACGCAUUAUGAGUAUGAAAGUCAAAAGCAAUGCUAAAGAUCUAAAGAUGCUUCACCCUGUGCUUUGUAGGUGUACAACUCUAUGGUUGGGUUUUGAUUCAAUAUCUGACGCUAAUGUUGACCUCCUGACAUCAGCCCUGGGGAGAAGAAAGAACGUGGGCUAUUUGACUAUGGAGGAUGGAGCCCUGUCAGAUGAAAGUGUGCAGAAGAUCCUGAAAACCCUCAGUGGACAAACAUCAGUGGGUAACAUUCGGCUGGUGGUGAGGAGCAUCAGCAACGCCAAUGUCGAUUUAACCAUGAACUUUCUUGUAAAAGAGAAGAUGGGAAGAAGGUUCAGUGUAUGUAUUGCCAGUCAAGCAGAAAACAUAGACAAGAGUCUUUGCUCAGAGUUCACUAUUGCAAGCAAAAACGAUUCCUUCUGGUUUACUGUUGGGCACUCAGAAGGGCAUCAGGGUGAAAUCUCAGAAAAACUUGGUCUUUGUUAUUAUCAGGGUUUUUCAAAAAUAUCCUUUGGUCUUUGUCCUUUCUCUGCAAUAUCCAUGACUGAUUUACUCAAGACAUCACAUAACCUCAGGAGCUUCUCAGACAUGAAAAACACUGAGUUUGAUAUGAAUGUGGAUGCACUGCUGUCUUUCCUAAGUUGUGUUCCUGGUUUAACUGAGGUGGACAUACAAGCUGAGUACCUCACAGAUAUUUGGACUUCUAAAAUUCUGUCCUACCUUCAAGUCAAUCCAAAGAUUUCUCACAUAAAGCUUCAUUUGAGCAAUCUCAUGAUUCGUGAUGAGGAAAGGGUCUGUUCAACAUUUUCAGUCUCUAGAAAGCCAUUUGAAGAGUACAAGAUGCACGUCAGUGAAAGGAAAAAUCCAUCAUUGAGUCUUGUAAUGGACAGAUGGGCUUAUGAUAUAGCAUCUGGUAGCAAUGGAGAGUUGGUACAUUCAUAUCGACUGGACAAACCGGCACUGGUGAAGCUCAGCCUCAGUUUCCCUCCUCUUGAAGGGUCUAGUGCCAGUUGGGAGGUUCUUUUCAAAAGGCUUUACCAACUCAUUCAAUUGACAGAACAAUGCCCAGAGUUGGAUGAGCAUAUGGAUUCUCUGCUGCUGUUCCUUCAUUCUGUUCCCGGUCUGAAGGAAGUAAAAGUUUGGCUAAACAACCUGAUUGAGAGCUGGGCGGCUGGUCUGUUCACCCUCUUCCUGUCUUGUUCCAGCUUACUUCACUUGCAACUGAAUACCGAUAUGUCUGCUGUUAGUGAUGUGGAGAGUCUGGGUAUAAUGAGAGCUGAUGGAGUGAGGCUCUCUGUCGGCUGUAACCAUCUGAAUUAUAUAGAUGGCUGCUGUGAUAUCAACCCCUUUGAACCUCCAGUGCACAAAGUGCUUCCCUGUGUCAGCAUCACUUUGACAGAUGACUCUGAGAAUGCAAAUGCUGACUGGAGGAGAUUCUUUCAGGCCUACAACCAGCUGAAAGACUUGACUGAGUUUUCUUUGGAAUAUGAUGAGAGUGUGAGAGAUCUGCUCUCUGUCCUGCACUCGGUCUCUGGUCUGAAGGAAUUGGAUCUUGUCUUCAGAUUCAUGACUGUGGAUGGAGCAUCCAGAGUCCUUAACCUCUUUCAGACAAACACCAGUCUGACUACAUUAAAUUUUGGGGCAGUCGAGCGGCCUGAGAUAAGUAAGGCGAACUUCAAGAAGGACCACAGGAAUGAAUUCUUCAGGUCUCAGUCUGCAGGACAGAUGUCAGAUGACAGUGAUGAAGAUGGCACGUCCUCACCUCUCAGUGACUGCAGCGAUGAAAUCAACCAAAGUGAUUCUUAUGAACUGGACAGUGUGGAGCGUAUUGUCUGCUCGGAUCUCAGGAUGUGGAGGAGAUUAUCAGGGCAAUGCAGCUUGUUUUUGAAGUGUGCCAGCUCCAGUCCCAGGACAAAGUCACUGUUCUCAAGCAUAGAGCUCACCCUGUCUGAAAACUCAGAAAAAACUAGCAGUGACUGGAAAAACUUUCUUAAAGCAUAUAUUCAAUGCAAAGGGAUCUCUAUAAUAAGUCCUACAUUUGACGAGACUGUGGAUGAUCUGCUGUUGUCCCUGCACUCAGUGUCUGCUGUGAACAAGGUGCAAUUGACGACCGACAGCCUGACUGAGAACUUGGCUGCAAAGAUCCUCUCUAUGUGUCACACAUGUCCCAGUCUCCAUAACAUCUGUUUGCAGGUGGAGUACAGUAAGAGAUACAGUGAGCUCAAUGUGUGUUCCUCUCUCAGCAUCACCAGAAACACAGACUCCACCUUGACAGUCGACAUUCAGUUGGCCCGUGACAGCAUGACUGAAAUAUCUCCAUCAUUCAUUUCAUUCAUAUCACCAUGUUCAGAGAUUCCUAAACUGGAUGGAAGGGAACUCUUUGAAACUCUUGACAUCCUUAAAGGUUUAGAAGAAGGAUGUGAAGAGCAUGAAGAGCUUGUGGGUGAUUUGAUGUCCACCUUGCUCUCCGUUCCUGGUCUGCAGAAGGUCAGACUCAAGAUCAGCAAUCUAACAGAGAACUGGGUGAAGAGGAGUCUGUCCUUAACUGAAGUCUGUCCCAGUCUUCAGGAGAUCAGAUAUGACUUCAUAAAAAGUGGUGGCUUGUUGUUGGAGGAUGUUGUGAGGAUUCUACAGAGCUCUCAGACCACAGGAAUUAAGUGCAGUAACGCAACAGAUGGGUGCACUGAAAUGGACACAUCCAGAUCAUCAUCUGCCUGCAAUGAGAAUCUGAAAAUCACUUUCUGCAAGAACUCUCUUUCAAGACUAUUCACAACACAUGAAAUUGACGAAGAUGACAACAACAACACUGAGGAUGAUGAAGACUUUUUCCUGCUUUAGGAAGGACUGUUGAAUACUGUUUUAUCAAAAACAUUG